AUGGCAGACCACGAAGCACCACUCCGGAUCCUUCCUGAGCCUGAAUCCAUCGGCCACAAAGUUGCCCUUCUCCCAGCGAAGAUGCUACUACUACUACCUAAUAGUCUGCAAGAAUUUGCCAAGCAAUUCCAUGGCACACAGGCGACGAAUCUGGCACCUCGGAAUACCCUCACGCUAUCUCUGGCAGCAUGGUGGGCAGUCCUGAUCAUAUUCUACUUCCCGUAUUCUAUCAAUGAAGCACCGCGUAUUCUGUCGGUUCAAGAUUCAGCAACUUGGGCCUCUCCCCUCUCAGAAUGGCCUGUGGAUGUCGUGGAGCGGGGAUUAAAUUUCUCUGCAGAUGUGGAGCGAAUCCUGAGAUCUUGGAAUGGCAAAAGCUCGUCUGAGGAUUGGAAGGGUGCGGAUGUGGCAGACGAUUUGUUUGUGAGAUUUACAAGGCUGUCAAAACAGCAGCCUAUCUCACAGAAUUUUGGAAAGAUCUCCAGGCAGCGCAGCAAGGUCUUGUCAACACUGGAUCACGGGAUCUCGAACUACACCUCGACUCUAGACAGCCUCGCUAUCAAGGCUAUCUCCGCUAGCACGGCGGCCGAGUCACAGUUUCGAGCUGCAAUCCAAAUGGCGGGCAGAAGCUUCAUCUAUCGACACAACCCUCUUACGAAAAAUAAGAACAAUCCGCUGAAAAGAAUACUCCAAAUUUUCUCAUCCGAGUUGUUCUUUCGCCUGUCAGAAGCCGCCCGCCAAGCUGGCAGUGUCCACCGCGAUCUCGUCGCCCUCGAACAGUCCCUCAAUGCUCUCGCGAAUCCCAGCGGCAAACUGCUCGGCGAAAGCGCAAAAUCAAAGUUGCGCUCAGCAAAGUACUGGGAAAAGCAGCUUGGUCCUUUCACGAGCCGACUGCACCUAGCCAACAGCGUUGAGCCCAGUGGUACAGCUCCCGCAAAAAUCCUUGCUGCUUAUGCUGCGGAUAUUGCGGCAUUGCGAGAUUCUGUUGCCGGGAGUAAGUAUAUGCUUGUGGAUUUGAGGCUCAAACAAUAUUUCUUCAGUCUUUGGCUAGCUAAGCACAAGCGGUUCGAUGAUGAGAAGGAUUUGAAGGGUGGUCUCAGUAGGUACCUGUCGAUUGUUGAGGGCGGGAGAAAAGGCUUGGAGAAUUUCCAGCUGGGGAUUGUUGAGAGAUAG
Drepanopeziza brunnea f. sp. 'multigermtubi' MB_m1 is the source of this 1170-nucleotide messenger RNA. RefSeq lists its product as uncharacterized. The record is from RefSeq and is a predicted model, not a curated record. NCBI's taxonomy places the organism in Eukaryota, Fungi, Ascomycota, Leotiomycetes, Helotiales, Drepanopezizaceae.